This is a messenger RNA of Anthonomus grandis grandis, 2452 nucleotides long. Its product is annotated as PAX3- and PAX7-binding protein 1. Gene Ontology annotation, cellular component: nucleus. The record is from RefSeq and is a predicted model, not a curated record. The transcript has 5 exons. NCBI's taxonomy places the organism in Eukaryota, Metazoa, Arthropoda, Insecta, Coleoptera, Curculionidae. Gene Ontology annotation, molecular function: DNA binding. The coding region runs from base 121 to 2412 and encodes 763 amino acids. Gene Ontology annotation, biological process: mRNA splicing, via spliceosome.
CACUUCUCUAGUUUUGACAAUUAGAUUAGCAACGAAAACAGAUCCAAAAUAAAACAAACCAUAAAACGGCUUUUUUUUAACGAAUUUCCUAAUUAUAGCGGUUUUUGAAAUAUUUCGAAGAUGUCUCUUUUUAGGAAACCAAAGAAAAAUAUCGUGCAAAGGCGAGUAUUUACGGAAAACGAUGAAGAGGACGAGGAAGAACGAGUGGAAGUGCAAGAGAUAGUGAAGGAGCAAAGGGCUAAAAAAAAGGAGAAAAACAGCAAAAGUAAGCAAAAAUUGCUCAGUUUCGAGGUCGAGGAGGAAGGAGAAGUCUUUCAGGUAAGAAAGUCUUCACAUCAAAAGAGAGUGAUGAGAAUGUUCGAAAAAGAAAAGAGAAAAAAAGACAAAGAUAAAGAGAAAUCAUGCCCCAAAGAGGACCAGAAUAAAGUGACAUUGGAUGAGGACACCAUUCUAGUUGUCAGACAGAAUCAUAAAAAACCACCUACUCCUCCACCACCCCCUAUUUUAAGUGGGAGAGAUGCCUUGUGUGCUGGAAAGGGAGAUCUUUCAUCGGAAGAAGAUAAUAAUGAAGAACAAAAUCACCGCUUUUCCAGGCCAGAAAAUGUGAAAAAAGUCCUUGAGUCCGGAGCAAUCCCCGAUGCAUCAAUGAUCCAUUUUGCCCGUAAAAAACGUCAAAAAGCCAGAGAAAUGGGCGAUUACAUUUCCGUGGAAGAUGAGGAGCCUGAAGACACAGGGCGUUUAGUAAGAGACGAUGAUAAUGAAGAGAGCGAUGAAGAAAGGAUAGAAAUGGACCCUAAUAUGGUAGUGAAAAGGGACAUGGAGAAGAGAAGAGAACAGUUUUUAUUAGCACAAGAGUCUGAUAAAGAGUUGGAUGAAUGGGAGGAUCAACAAAUUAGGAAAGGAGUCACUGGUCCAAUCAGUUUGCCACCGCCUACCCUGAACACCGUCGAACCCCAUCAAAACUCCAAGUUGUCCGCCCCCCUUAGUUUACCCCCAGAUCUCCCCCGUACCCCUCAAGCCAUAGCGGACCAACUGAGGGAACAUUAUAGAGAAAUAUGUGCCUCCAAAGAGUCGCACAUCACCAAUUUACAACAAAUCGAAUUGGACUUAGAUCGGGCGCGAACGGAGGCUGAAACAUUGAAAAAAGUCGCACCCGAGGUAGCGACCCGUUUCCGAUUUUAUCAAGAAUUAAGGGGUUACAUAACGGAUCUGGUGGAGUUUAUGGAUGAUAAAAUAAACGAUAUAACCGCUUUAGAAGGGCGAGCGUUAAAACUGAUGCAAGCAAAAGCGACUUUUUUGAUGGAGCGGCGUCGACAGGACGUCAGGGACGAAAUGGGCGGCGAGGCGCAGGCGGACGAAGAAAAGGUGCGUCGGGCGGCAGAGCGAGAGGGAAGAAGAUCACGCAGGCGUCGUGCCAGAGAAACAUUGGAGGGUAACACGGUGAAACACGUCGAGGGCUUAAGCAGUGACGAAGAGAUGGGGGUGCAAGACCAACUUUUCUUCGACAAAGAGCAAAACGACGUGGAGCAGGAUAUAUUCAAAGAGGAGGAAAUGUUUUCGAUAUCGAACAUCCUCACGCGCUUCGACCAAUGGAAAACCAAGGAUUUAUCCGCGUAUAACGAGGCCUACGCCUCACUGUGUUUGCCGAAAAUAAUUGCGCCGUUAAUACGCUUAAAUUUAAUUUUUUGGAACCCGCUCCAAAGCGAAAUCCCUUUAGACAAAAUGGACUGGUAUAGACCAGUAGCUUUAUAUAGCCUAAGCACUGAGGAAACCGAAAGUAGUUUAAUAAAAGACCCGGACGUUACACUAUUGCCUACGCUUAUAGAGAAGAUUUUAGUGCCUAAGCUGGCAACGUUAGUGGAUAAAUGCUGGGAUCCUUUGUCCAGCUCGCAAACCCUACGGCUGGUGGGCACGGUGAAAAAGUUGGUGCGGAAAUUUCCGACCUUGACGCCGGAAAGUAAAAGUUUGACGACGCUGUUCAGUUCGAUUCAGCACCGGAUCAAACAGGCUUUGGACAGUGACGUGUUUAUACCGAUCACGCUCAAAAUGGCGGACAGUAGGCAUCAGCAGUUCUUCCAAAGACAAUUCGCCAGCGGCUUGAAACUGUUAAAGAACAUCGCCAGUUGGCAGGGGAUUUUAAAUGAGAAACGGUUAAAAGAGUUGGCGCUUACGUCCCUGUUGAAUAAAUACUUGUUGAGCGCGUUAAAAUUUUGUAAUUUAACAGACGCCUGCUCGAAAAUGAGAUUGAUUAGUCAGGUGCUGCCGAUAGUAUGGCUUCAGGAGGCUUCCGUGGAGUUUCAGAUGUUCAAAACGUCGAUUGGUACUCUCCAAAGGCAACUGGACAAAAAUAAUCCCCUCCAUUUAGAAUCUAUUGAUAUAUUAAUGACUUUAAUGAAAACCUUAAGGCAAUGACGAGUAUUGUUUUGUAAAUAAAUUUGUUUUUACUAAAUAA